CAACCUCUACAAAACACAGCAUCCUGACCUUUGACAGUCAAUGAAAUUAUGGCUGACUUCAGUGUGUUCUUGAUGGAUUAUUAACUAAAGUGAACUAAUCUUUAUAGACUCCUGAAAGUAUCAGUGGACAAGAUUCCUACCGGUUGCAGGAGCUGUCGUUAAAGUAUCUCAUUGUUCUCCUAUCAGGCAGGCAUGGAGCGCCUCGGAUAGUUGGUUGGAAAAACAGAAUAAAAACGGACCCUGAACUCUUUGGAUCAUCUUGUAGACGGCUUAAAAUGAAAUGUUGGUAAUGGAACAUUUAUAACUGGACCUGAGAAGAGUUUAAGGAUAAUUAAGACGGAAGAACGAUCGACUUAGCAAUAAUACAUCAAACAGAAGCUCCUCUGCUGAGAUAACUAUGGUUGGUACAGGUGGUCCAGUGGCCACUUUCUCUGUGUGGGAUUAUGUCGUGUUUGCUGGAACUAUUUUGGGGGCAUCUGGCAUUGGCCUUUUCCAGGCCAUCAGAGGCCGUAAAGAAUCCAGCAACGUAGAGUUCUUGCUGGGUGGGAGGCAAAUGACAGCUGUGCCUGUUGCCAUGUCACUUACUGCUAGCUUCAUGUCUGGCAUCACAGUUAUUGGCACACCUGCCGAGGCUUACCGGUUCGGAACUGCCUUCUGGCUCUUUGGCUUUUCCUAUACCAUCAUGUCUGCCAUCACUGCGGAGAUCUUUGUCCCGCUUUUCUACAGACUGGGGAUCACCAGCGCCUAUGAGUACCUGGAGUUGCGCUUCAGCCGGCCCAUUCGAAUAAUUGGAACAUCAAUGUACAUCGUACAGACGGCCCUGUACACCGGUCUGGUCAUCUAUGCUCCAGCUCUUGCACUGAAUCAAAUCACAGGACUGGAUCUAUGGGGAGUGUUGGUGGCUACAGGAGCAGUGUGCAUCCUCUACUGCACUUUGGGCGGUCUGAAAGCAGUAAUCUGGACAGACGUGCUGCAGAUGGUGAUCAUGCUGGCGGGGUUUGUGGCUGUUAUUGCUAGAGGAGCCGUGCUACAAGGAGGCCUGACGAAGAUAUGGGAAGACGCGGACCAAGGAGGCCGACUAGAGGCGUUUGAUUUUGACCCAAAUCCGCUGAAGCGACAUACUUUUUGGACUAUUGUAGUCGGUGGCAGCGUCAUGUGGGUGUCUAUCUACUCAAUCAACCAGUCCCAGGUGCAGCGCUACAUUUCUUGCAAAACUCUGGGACACGCCAAGAUGUCUUUGUAUGUCAACAUGGUUGGCUUGUGGGUUACUGUGAGUCUGGCUAUGUUUUCUGGACUCACCAUGUACUCCAUAUACAAGAACUGUGACCCACUUACAAACAGUGAUAUAGGCACCCCUGACCAGCUGCUGCCCUACCUGGUGAUGGAUAUUCUGGCAGACUUCCCUGGAAUCCCUGGAUUAUUUGUGGCAGCUGCAUACAGUGGUACUCUGAGCACAGUGUCUUCCAGCAUUAACGCCCUAGUAGCUGUCACUGUUGAAGACUUUAUUCUUCCAGUGUGCAAAAACCUCACACAGAGACAGACAACCUGGAUGAACAUGGGCCUGAGUGUAUUUUUCGGUGCCUUGUGUAUUGGGAUGGCUGGAGUGGCUUCACUGAUGGGGAGCAUUUUGCAGGCAGCUUUGUCCAUAUUUGGCAUGAUCAGCGGGCCUCUUCUUGGUCUUUACCUAUCAGGAAUGCUUUUCCGCACAACAAAUUCAGUAGGAGGACUUGUGGGAAUGAUCAUUGGUCUAGUUUUGACUCUAUGGGUGGGGAUCGGAGGCCAGAUUUACCCACCAACCAUUGACAAGACAAACCCUCUACCACUCAGCACGAUAGGCUGCAACAGCACAAUGGGCCAAAACUUCACAACAGCAGCUCCCUGGACCAGCCCAGUGCCAACGCAGCCUGAUAUCAGACCUGCUCUGGCAGACUCCUGGUACUCUCUGUCCUAUGUCUACUUCUCCCUCUUGGGUACACUGACUACAAUGGUGUCUGGCCUGCUGGUGAGCAUGAUCACAGGUGGAUGCAAACAAGAAAAUAGGAACCCUGAUCUGUUUGUAAAGAAGAGUGACCUGUUCUGCUUCAGCUGGUGUAGUAAAUCAGAGGAAUCAGAAGUCAAAGAAAAGGAUCUAAAAGACUUUAACAUGGGAGUUGCCAACGUGUCAGUCAAACACGCCGACAUGAUGACUACAGAUGUUGAAAAAUCCACCAAACUCUGAUGCUGCUACACUCCAUAAUGAUAGACUGUUCUAUAAUUCACUUCAUUUCAGAGACGCUUCAAUGUAUAUACACAUAAAUAAUAAGUAAAUAUAUUUUCUGCUGCUACAUUCCAAGAACAAAUAAUUAUUCAACAACUACUGGUAUGUGUCCUUAUGUUGACAAGACUUACGUUUGAGGUAAAAGGGAUUUUAGAUGUUUUAGUAAGAAAAGGUACGUGUGGACACAUUUUAGUAUUAUUGAAACUAAACUUUACAACAUUCAAACUCAAAUUCCAUAUUCAAGCUGACUAACUAAACUAAAGUUACAGCACAGUUAAAAAAACCUACAGUAUGAAAAUCUACUGCAACAUGUGGUGCCUUUCCGUAGUGCUAUAACAUUUACGGUGUUGUGUAUUCCCCUAAACAAUAGAGAAAAAGACAUGUAACAUAAACACAAGGUUGCCACAUAUUUUGCUCUGCACUGAUUAACUGCUCUGGCAUCCUGUUAAGCAGUAACAUACCAUGAUUGCCCAUUGUUAAAGUGGCUGCUAGCUCUUUAUUCUCUACAUGAACAUUGUCCUCCUCCACCUUACGCUAAUACAAAAAGGGACAGCACACUAGAUUAGUUUGUUAUUUUACCCUAUGUAUGAUGGCAUUACUGUAAGAACUGUAAGAACAAUGGACAUUUCUUUGAGUAUUUGUUUAUGACUUGAUUAUUUUUAUAUGGAAAUUGUGAACUCUUUACCCAUAUGAAGUAGUCCCAACUACUAUCUGUACUACCCGUACCUGUGUUAAUAAAUGUUUUGUACAAAGUUCAA
This is a messenger RNA of Labrus mixtus (cuckoo wrasse), 3015 nucleotides long. RefSeq names its product solute carrier family 5 member 8, like (gene slc5a8l). Gene Ontology annotation, biological process: propanoate transmembrane transport; sodium ion transport. Gene Ontology annotation, molecular function: organic acid:sodium symporter activity. Bases 398 to 2218 code for a protein of 606 amino acids. NCBI's taxonomy places the organism in Eukaryota, Metazoa, Chordata, Actinopteri, Labriformes, Labridae. The record is from RefSeq and is a predicted model, not a curated record. Gene Ontology annotation, cellular component: membrane. The transcript is spliced from 15 exons.